AUGUUCAUCCUCACGCCUACUCUGUACAAGUCUGUUCUCAGCACGAUGCUCCUCACACAACUCUUCAUUGCGGCCUCCGCUUCAGCAGCCGUUAUCACAAGCAGACAGACCGGCAAUGGCGCCCUUCAAAGUGGUGGUCAGACACUUGUUCUGAAGGAAGUGGGAGGUAUCCCUGGCAAUGAAUGCUUGACUUUCCGCAAUAAUGGCGAGAUUGUGGAUGCAGCCUGUGUGAAUACAGCCGCAGACCGGCAAUUGACACCUUCUACUUUCGCUGGCGCCGACGUCCUUGCAGUACAACGUUCUUUCUCGAACGGCUUUCGUCCAGACUUGGUCAACACACAGGCUUGUGUUGGCUUCAACGGGACACACUUCAAAGCAAUUGAUUGCGCAGACAAUAGUCUGGAUCCUGUUAGUUUCCAGAAUGGGCAGCUUGUCAGCGCAAGUGGUGCGUGCCAGAGUGGGCAUGACAAUGCUGCUCAGAUCACGGUCGACCCUAGUGGACAAAACUGUGCGCAGCUUGAGAGCACUGCCGUGCAGCCAACGUCAACAUGA
This is a messenger RNA of Ascochyta rabiei, 552 nucleotides long. RefSeq lists its product as uncharacterized. The transcript is spliced from 2 exons. The record is from RefSeq and is a predicted model, not a curated record. The coding region runs from base 1 to 552 and encodes 183 amino acids. Lineage: Eukaryota; Fungi; Ascomycota; Dothideomycetes; Pleosporales; Didymellaceae.